AUGCCUCGCGGAGACCAAAAACUGUACGUUGGCAACCUGCCAAGCGACGUGCGCGAGCAAGAAGUCGAGGACAUUUUCACCAAGUACGGGCGAAUCAAGAACGUUUCGAUCAAGUCGGGCCGCUCUGGACCCGCUUUCGCUUUCGUCGAGUUCGAGGAUAACCGUGACGCCGAGGACGCGCUCCACGGCCGCAGCGGAUACGAAUUCGACGGAAAGCGCAUAACGGUCGAGUUCACGCGUGGAGUGGGUCCGCGAGGACCGGGCGGCCGACCGAUCAACGACUCGCGCGGCGGCGGCGGCGGCGGAGGCCGUGGAUUCGGAGGUGGCAACGGAGGCGGAAGACCGCAGAAGGGCACCGGACACCGGGUGAUCGUCGAGGGACUGCCGGAAACCGGAUCGUGGCAGGACCUGAAGGACCACAUGCGCGAGGCGGGCAAUAUCUGCUACGCGGACGUCGCCCGAGACGGAACCGGAAUCGUCGAGUUCGUCAAUUACGAGGACGUCAAGUAUGCGAUCCGCAAGUUGGACGAUACCAAGUUCCGCUCCCAUAAGGUUAGUUUCAUAGUCAACCCUUUCUUCUUAAUCACAGUAUAUUUUCAGGGUGACACUGCGUACAUCCGUGUUCGCGAGGACUCGUCGGCCGGCGGAAAGAAGACCAGCCGUGACCGUUCCCGCUCCCGGUCCCGGUCCCGUACCCGCUCCCGGUCUCCAGUUCGUCGUGCUUCUCCGUCGCGUUCCCGUUCGAGAUCUCCCCGUGACCGUGCCUCUCCGAAACGUCGUUCUCCGUCUCGCAGCCGAUCUCGCUCGGCCAGCCGUAGUCCAGUCCGCUCCCGUUCGGCCAGUCGCGAUCCAUCCCGUUCCCCGUCUCCGCAAUGA
Molecule: messenger RNA, 876 nt
Organism: Caenorhabditis sp. 36 PRJEB53466
Lineage: Eukaryota; Metazoa; Nematoda; Chromadorea; Rhabditida; Rhabditidae
Source: the annotation of a GenBank genome assembly